GUGCAACAUCUUCAUCGGUGAUUAUCCGAGGCAGCUAGGUUAUGAUGUAUGCUGUGUUUACAUGUUGAAUGUGUAGAUUUGCGUGGUGCAAAUAAAAAGUUAAUUUUGUUCGUAUACGUGUUGUCAAGUGUAUUAACAUUUACUUUUGACCGCGUGUUAAGUGUACCUCGAAGGUGUUUAGCUUGACAAUGUGCACUGUGGGUGAUGAAGAUGUGGGAGAGAAUUCUUACAUGCAGCCGAAGACCAAAUCACCUGUCAGUAACGUCUGUAGAAAAUGUAAUGAAAAUCGUGCAGAGGUAGUUCUUCGAAAGAAACAUCCCUAUUGCAGACUCUGUUUUGUGCAAGCAGCAACUCAUAAAUUCAGAGCAACUCUUGGGAAAUCAAAGAUCAUUAGAGCAGGUGAUAAUGUAAUGAUAGCUUUUUCUGGCAGUGAAGCUUCAGCUGCACUUGUUCAUUUGGUAUCAGUUGGCUUAAAUGAAGGAAAUCACAAACGACUCUGUUUUAAUCCCAUUAUUUUGUAUGUCGAUGAGGGCUGCAUAUUAGGUCUGUCACGGGAUGAACGAAAAAAUAUAUCUGAUGCUAUCAACAGAAGUUUGGAAACAUAUAGGUUACCUACAUAUAUGACUUCUUUGGAAGCAUUUUUUAAUACUCAAGAACUGAAUUGCUGUAAACUUGGCACAGAAAUGUCACUUUCUGUUGAGAAUGAAGAAAGACUCCAUAAGUUGUUCAAUCAAGUAAAAAGUUUAACUUCAAAAGAAGAGCUUUUGAAAAUUUUAAGAUUUAAGAUACUCCGUAGAGCAGCAAAGUCUUUGAACUGCUCAAAAAUAUUCGUUGCAGAUACUGCAACAGGGUUAGCCACAACUUUAUUGACCAAUGUGUCGUUGGGGAGAGGCGUUCAUUUACCUCUUGAUGUUGGAUUUUGCGAUGAUACUGAUAACAAUCUGUUAAUACUUCGCCCCAUGCGUGAUUUCAUGAAGAAGGAAAUUAUCUUUUACAAUGUUUUCAACAAAGUCAGUGGAGUUCACAUACCAUCAAUUGUUACAAAGGUUAGCUCCAAGCAGAGCAUUCAGAAGCUAACUGAAAAAUUUGUAAUGGAGCUUCAGCAGGACUAUCCAUCUACUGCAUCUGUAGUGUUCCGUACUGGAGAAAAGCUUAGUAUGCCAAGGGACAUCAAGCUUUCAAAUGAGACUUGUUCCCUCUGUGAGGCACCACUAGAUGACAGAAAUAUGAAAUCUUCUUCUCUUCAAGCUACUGAAUUUUCACGUCUAGCUUCCCAUCUAGGACCUUCUGGAUUCAGUGCUGACAGCAUUAUGAGUGACUCUUAUUCAGUGAAAAACAAUUUCUCAAGUGAAAUAAAAGAAGAAUGUCAGUCAGAAAGUGCCGAUAAAGUGGACUGCAGUUCAUUCACAGAUGGUUGUGAUUGUCAGCAUAAGUGUAGUCCUGACAUGAAAAUAUGUAUUUCUGAUGCUGAAAAAUGCUUUUGCUAUAGCUGUCGAAUUAUUUUGAAAGAACUAGUCAAAUUUUGUGUCCACGUACUGCUUGUGACUUAUCCUAUACAACUGUAUUAAUCAAGGUAGAAUCACAGGACAACAACCACAUCCAUGCCCAUGGGGGGAAUCUAACCCCCAGCCAGAACAGCCCAGCCGUCCACAGCACGACUAUCCUGCCCGGCUUAUCUGGGAACUGCCCGCUGGGAUUUCUUGACUUCCGUGCCCUCGAUCAGUGGCGAGCGCUGCGCUAAGCCCGCACCGUGCUUGCAACCUGCCGUGCCUUCCUUAUUGUCAGUGUCAGAGUUGUGCUCUUAGACAUCUCAUCUCGGGCUGAAUAGCUUAUAUGAACAGUUCGUUAUACUGGUGUCGACUGUUUCAUUUCUGUCAUCUGUUUACCAUGAAACGAGCUUCAAAGAUAACAUUUUUUCUCUCUAAAAAACAGAAGACAACAGGUGAGUUCAUUAUAGCGUAAGAUUAUGGUUCGUGUGGUGCUAUAUGGACAAAAGUUGAUUGUUCAUGUAUAUGUAUUUCUUAAUUUUGGAAUUGAGUUCUGGAAGUCAAGCUAUUUGAGAUUACACUACAAUUUUU
This is a messenger RNA of Schistocerca serialis cubense, 2078 nucleotides long. RefSeq names its product cytoplasmic tRNA 2-thiolation protein 2-A (gene Ctu2). The record is from RefSeq and is a predicted model, not a curated record. The coding region runs from base 189 to 1568 and encodes 459 amino acids. NCBI's taxonomy places the organism in Eukaryota, Metazoa, Arthropoda, Insecta, Orthoptera, Acrididae. Gene Ontology annotation, molecular function: tRNA binding; sulfurtransferase activity. Gene Ontology annotation, biological process: tRNA wobble position uridine thiolation. Gene Ontology annotation, cellular component: cytosol. The transcript has 9 exons.